Messenger RNA from Lachancea nothofagi CBS 11611, 2106 nucleotides. The record is from the annotation of a GenBank genome assembly. NCBI's taxonomy places the organism in Eukaryota, Fungi, Ascomycota, Saccharomycetes, Saccharomycetales, Saccharomycetaceae.
AUGUGUGGUAUUUUUGGAUAUUGUAACUUCUUGGUAGAGAAAUCCAGAGGCGAUGUGAUCGACACGCUAGUGGAGGGGCUGCAGAGACUGGAGUAUAGAGGCUACGACUCGACUGGUAUUGCCAUCGACGGCGACGAGCCGGACUCUACGCUGAUCUACAAGCAAAUCGGGAAGGUCGCUGCGCUGGAAAAAGAGAUCAAGGAGAAGAAGCCGGACAGAGACGUGACCUUCGUGACGCACUGUGGUAUUGCACAUACGCGUUGGGCUACGCACGGAGAGCCUAAGGUCUCGAACUGUCACCCACACCGCUCUGACGCGCACAACGACUUCGUCGUCGUACACAAUGGUAUUAUCACCAACUUCCGCGAGCUGAAACAGCUCUUGACGAACAAGGGCUAUAAGUUCGAGUCUGACACCGAUACUGAAUGUAUUGCCAAACUAUUCAAGCACAUGUACGAUACGAACCUGCAGAACGGCUUGGAGCUCGACUUCCACGAGCUCACAAUGCAGGUCUUGCUCGAACUGGACGGCUCUUACGGGCUGCUGUGUCGCUCUGUGCACUACCCUAACGAGGUGAUAGCGACCAGAAAGGGGUCUCCCUUGCUGAUCGGUGUCAAGUCUGAGCGCAAGCUGAAAGUCGACUUUGUGGAUGUCGAGUUCCCAGACUCGGACGAUGCCCAACCUGACGUGCCAUUGAAUACCAUUCGUGGCGAACAACGCAACUUCCUACCAAUUGCCUCCAACGAGUCGGCUUUAAGACGCUCGCAAUCGAGAGCGUUUUUGUCCGAGGAUGGCGCGCCAAACCCGGUAGAGUUUUUCGUUUCCUCUGAUGCGUCAUCGGUAGUGAAGCACACCAAGAAAGUUUUGUUUUUGGAGGAUGACGAUAUUGCUCACAUCUACGAUGGUGAGUUGCACAUCCACAGAUCCAGACGUAAAAUGGGCGAAUCUGCCACCAGAUCUAUUCAAACUCUAGAAUUGGAACUUGCCCAAAUCAUGAGAGGUCCUUACAAGCAUUUCAUGCAAAAGGAAAUCUUUGAACAACCUGACUCUACCUUCAACACUAUGAGAGGUAGAUUAGACUUCGAAAACAAUAGUGUCAUGCUUGGCGGGCUGAGCUCGUGGCUUCCAGUUAUCAGAAGAGCCCGUAGGCUGAUUAUGAUUGCCUGUGGUACGUCUUAUCAUUCUUGUUUAGCUACACGAGCCAUCUUCGAGGAACUAUCUGAGAUUCCUGUUAGUGUCGAAUUAGCCUCUGAUUUCUUGGAUAGAAAAACUCCUGUUUUCAGAGAUGAUGUUAGCGUUUUUGUCUCGCAAAGUGGUGAAACUGCAGACACUAUGCUUGCUCUGAAAUACUGUUUGGAGAGAGGUGCUUUGUCAGUGGGUAUUGUAAACAGCGUAGGGUCUUCUAUUUCCAGAGUGACCCAUUGCGGUGUUCACAUUAACGCCGGUCCAGAGAUUGGUGUUGCGUCUACCAAAGCAUACACGUCUCAAUUCAUUGCACUGGUAAUGUUUGCAUUGUCAUUGUCUGAUGACAGAGUGUCUAAGAUCGAAAGAAGAAAGGAGAUCAUUCAAGGCUUAAGGAAAAUUCCAGAACAGAUAAAAACUGUUCUUAAAAUGGAACCUCUUAUUAAAAAACUCUGCGCAAAUGAUUUGAAAGACCAAAAAUCGCUAUUACUUUUGGGAAGAGGUUAUCAGUUUGCUUCUGCUCUGGAAGGGGCUUUGAAGAUUAAAGAAAUCUCGUACAUGCACUCCGAAGGUGUUCUCGCAGGUGAGCUGAAACAUGGUGUGUUGGCUUUAGUGGACGAGAAUUUGCCCAUCAUAGCUUUUGGUACCAGAGAUUCCCUUUUCCCUAAAGUUGUUUCUUCCAUUGAACAAGUUGUUGCAAGAAAGGGGCGCCCUAUCAUUAUUUGCAACGAAAAUGAUGAAGUUUGGACCGCAAAAGCUGCCAACACUAGUCUGGUAACCUUAGAAGUACCUUUGACUGUUGACUGUUUGCAAGGAUUACUUAACAUCGUUCCGUUGCAAUUGACCUCUUACUGGCUUGCCGUGAACAAAAACAUUGACGUGGAUUUCCCCAGAAAUCUUGCUAAAUCCGUUACCGUGGAGUGA